AUGUCUGGACUCAUCAACCAGACUGAUGGAUCACCCAUUGCACCUGGGUUGACAACAUUGCUGCAUAGUCUACAAAUUCUGUUUGCCAAAUAUGACACAUGCUUUUUGACAUUGCAUUGCAGCACAUGUGUUGUCAUUCAUGAGAAUAAUAUGUUUGCUGUUGUUGAUUCUCAUGCUCGAAAUGCUUUGGGCCUGGUGGAUCCUGAUGGCAGAAGUGUUGUUGCAUAUUUCCAUAACUUGCAGGAACUGUAUACACAUGCAUUAGCCUUGGCUGCAUCACAGCAUGUGAGCAACCAGGCUUUUGAAGUUGCUGGUGUGCGUGCAAUCCCCAGAAUGUCAGCAAUUGAAAGUAUGUGUUUGCCAUCCAGCUCAAGAGUACAUACUGAAAUACUGAGCAAAAUGAAGAGUGUCUAUGCAGAUGUACAGCAGGAAGUGUCACACUCCAAGCAGGGGUGUUCAUCCAGUACAUCAGUACAUAGGAAGCAAGGCUUGAAACGUCAACGCUUUGUGCACGCUCCUGCUGCCAAGAGAGCAAAGACGAACAAUUUUGGUGAUGAUGUAUUCAUUGUUAAAGACACAAACAACACGAGUGCAAAUAAUAGUAAUGAUGUUGUGUGCAUUGAUGAUGCAAUAAGCCAGACUGACGACGAUGUGAUGUGUGUUGGUAAUGGAGCCCAACAAGAUUUAGUGUUUAACCCCCUUCAGUUAGAGGUUGCCAAAGUUUUGUGCAACACUUUAGGGAUAGAAUGUCAGAAAGUUGAUGUGGAAGGAUUUGUAGCAGGCAUAUUAGGACCUCCAUGCAAGAAGCAGCCUAUUGUCGGCGAUGGCAAUUGCUUCUUCAGAGCUGUGAGUCAUGUUUUGUCUGGUAGUGAGAAGUUUCACAGGAAAGUCAGGUUGGCAGUUUGUAAACACAUUGAAUGUCAUCCUGGAUCAUAUGAGCACAUUCUGAGAAAUGAAUUUACCUCUGUCAAAGAAUAUGUUCACAUGUCCAGAAUGCGAUAUGUGGGUAGUUGGGCCACAGAAGUGGAGAUUCAGGCUGCAGCAGAUUGUUUCGGGGUUAGCAUUUUUACCUACAUUGACAAUCGAUGGCUUCAAUACAGCUGUCAAGGUCGACAAUUAUCAGAACAGGCAGUGUAUUUGGAGAACUGUAAUAACAUCCAUUAUGAGGCUGUUGUCUGUGUUCGACAACCUAAUGUGGACUGUGAUUGCUGUGAUUUCUGUAAAGGUGCUGUUGCACAUAGUACCAACUAUGGUUUGACACAGGUGAGCAAAGAUGCGCCAUAUAACCUCAGGACAGGAUGUCAGGACUUCAAGCAACAGAGUCAUCACAUUUUAAGUCCUUCACAUCAUGAAAAAAGGUUGUCAAAAUAUCUUAAAAAGAAGAAGUUUUUGCAAAUGAAAAUUAACUACCACAAAAACUUCUUGGAUUACAACAGACGUAACCAACAUGUUAGGAAUAGAUAUAAGCACAAUCUGUUGUAUCAACAGAAACUCAAGGCUUUAAGUAAGGUCAAAUACUUAGAUGAGGUGCACAAAGAAGAUGUUAAAAACAGAAUCAAAAUUAAGUAUAGAGACGAUAAUACCCACAGACAAAUUGUUAAAAAUAGAAGCAAGGACAGGAGCAACAUUAAAUAUAGGGACGAUCAUACCCACAGAGAAAUUGUUAAAAACAGAAGCAGGGACAGAAGCAAAAGUAAAUAUAGGGACGAUAAUACCCACAGACAAAUUACUAAAGACAGAAGCAGGGAAAUAAGUAAGGUUAAAUAUGGAAAAGCUGCAUUUAGACAGACAAAAAUAAACUUAGUAAAGACAAAUUACCACCAGAACCCAGAACACUUCCUUGCAUCUAAGAAACUUAGAAUAUUAAAAAGGAAGGCAAAACUAGAACAGAUGGACUUUGUAAUUGAGCAGUUUUUGGAAAAAAUCAAAGAUGGGCCAGCAUUUGUGUGCAGUGUGUGCCAUAGACUGUUGUUUAAACACCAGGUUUCGCGUUGUAAGCUAGACAAGUACAGUAGCAAUACAAAGACAGCUGGUGUCGCAGCUAGAUGUAUUAAAGAUGUGUAUGUGCAUAAAUGUAUGUCUUCUUGUGCCGUACCAUGUGUUUUGAAAGCUUCCCCUCGUGGUAGUUUGUGGAUUUGUCAUUCAUGUCAUGGCAAGGUCAGUAAAGGUGACGAGCCAGCUGAGAGCGCAUCCAAUAAUCUGACCGUUGAUCCAAUUCCACCUGAGUUGGCUUGUUUAAAUCGCCUAGAGUCGCAUUUAAUUGCACUCCAUAUCCCCUUUUUGAAGAUGGUAGCUCUUCCUAGAGGUGGUCAAAAUGGUGUUCAUGGGCCGAUUGCAUGUGUUCCAGCCAACAUUGUCCAAACCAGUAACGCGUUGCCACGUUCAAACAUGGAAGGUUCAGUUAUUCCCGUUAAACUGAAGCGCAAGCUUACUUAUAAAGGACAUUAUGCAUACGAGUAUGUUGACCCUAUGCAUAUCAAGAAAGCACUGCAUUAUCUGAAAGAGAACAAUCCGUUCUACAAAGAUGUGCAAUUCAAUGAUGACUGGAUAAAUGAAUUUUGCAGGGAUGAGAGUGCUGACAAACAGCAGCAGAGUAUUGUUGAUGAACAGGGAGGAUCAAAUGCAGAGAGCUCUGAGGCAUCUGCAGCUGAGGCAGCUGCAGCUGAGGAAGAACUUCUGCAUGAUCGGCAGCAGCAUUGCAUGUUUCAAGACACAUGCUCAAUGCCUGUUGAUAUUGGCCAGGAAGCGCUGGACCAAUAUUUUGAUGGUGUUUUGAACUUGGCUCCAGCUGAUGGACAGAACCCUGUGAAGGUUUUGACAACAAAGGAGAACGAGGCCAAGUGUUUCCCUGUGUUGUUUCCAAAAGGCCGUGGAACAUUUUUUGAUAAUAGAAAAUUUUCUCUGACUCUGUUCCGCUAUUUGAGCAACAGGCUAUAUCAUGCUGAUGGUAGGUUUGCGCAGAAUAUUGAGUUUAUUUUUUAUGCUUGUUACAUGCUUGAGUUACACCAAGUCAUGUCCAGUGUGUCAAUUGCGUUGAGAAAAGGGAAAGCCAGUAAGGUCAGAACAAAGAUUAGUGAUGUAUUGAAAGAUGAAGACAACCUGCGUGACCUUUUAAAUCAUGAUGAUGGGUACCGGUUUUUAAAACCUGUAAGGGGUACUCCAGCAUUUUGGCAGGGAAUUCAGAAGGAUUUGUUAGCAUGCUUGCGACAGCUUGGCAAACCUGCAUGGUUUUGUUCAUUUUCUGCAGCAGAUUUGAGGUGGAAGGAAUAUUUAGAGAACAUUCUUAGGGCAGAGGGGCGAACACAGACAUUUGAGGACCUGGAGUGGGCAGACAAGUGCGACCUGUUGCGUCGUAAUCCUGUACUCGCUGCUCGCAUGUUUGAUUAUCGCUGGCAUCUGUUUUUGAAAGAGGUGUUGAUGUCUCCAGCAAAUCCAAUUGGCAAAAUCCUCGACUACUUUUACAGGGUGGAGUUCCAGCAGCGUGGCUCUCCACACGUUCAUUGUCUGUUUUGGAUUGAGAAUGCCCCUGUAAUUGAUGUAAACACAGAUGAUGAGGUUGUUCAGUUUAUUGAUAGAUAUGUUUCAUGUGAACUACCUAACAACACUGACGAUUUACAUGAGGUUGUUUCUUCAGUGCAGCAGCAUUCAAAGCAGCACUCCAAAACUUGUAAAAAAGGUGGAAAACAGUGCCGCUUCAAUUUCCCAAAACCAGUGUCUGCUAGGACUUUCAUUUCCAGGGCAUAUAAGGAGGUUGAGAUGGAGUGCGUGUGUCAGCGCAACGUCCAUAACAUAGUAGAACAGUGCACUUGUGGCAAGGAAGAAAAUGAGAAGAAGCACAAGCAGGAAGGGGAAUUUGCUGUUAAGGUUUUUGAAUUAAUAGCUAAAGCGUUGUCAGACGAGAACUGCACAAUUCAAACUGCAGAUGAGCUAUUUGCGAGUAUAGGUAUACGACAGGAGACAUUUGAGGCAGCAUACAGGAGGUUAGGGAAAAAGACAGAGGUGAUUAUGCGACGGCAGGUUACUGAUACGUGGAUCAACCCACAUUCCAAGACUCUGUUAAAAGCUUGGAAUGCAAACAUGGACAUCCAGUAUGUGACUGAUGCUUAUGCUUGUGUAGUUUACAUCAUUUCAUACAUCUCUAAAGCAGAAAGACAGAUGGGAUUGAUGUUAGCAAAUGCACAGCGUGAAGCAUCUAAGGAAGACAACCUCAGUGCCAAACAGGCUUUGAACAGGCUAGGAAGUGUUUACCUUCACAACCGAGAUGUUGGAGCUCAGGAGGCAGUCUACAAGCUCAGCAACAUGCACUUAAAAGAGUGCUCUCGGAAGGUGGUUUUUGUACCGACAGGUGAUAAUGUUGUCAGGAUCAGCAAGCCAUUGACUGUGUUAAAAGACAUGGCUGCUGAAUCCACAGAACAGAUGUGGAUGAUCAACUUUGUUGACCGUUAUAAAAACAGACCCAGAGAUCAUAUAUUUGAAGCCAUGUGCCUUGUCCACUUUGCUGCUGAGUAUCGUGUGCUCUACAAAGGUGAAAAAUCAAAAAACCGAAUUGAACUUGAUAACGGCUGUGGGUCUGUGUUGAGAAGAACCCGUACGCAGCCUGCUGUUGUAAGGUACGCAAGAUUCUCUGAGACUAAAAGUCCAGAGUUAUUUCACCAAAGCAUUUUGCAGCUGUUUCUUCCGUAUCGUACAGAAGAACAGCUAAAGCCAGAGGGAUUUGUCACUUUUGAAGACUUUUACAAAACUGGCCGUGUCAUCAUUGCUGAUGGACAGCUACGUUCAGUGAAGUCAGUUGUGGACUCAAAUCGCUGCAAUUAUGAAAUAGAUGCUGAUGACUUAGAUGAGGUUUUGGAUUCUGUAAAUUUUGAUGGUCCUCUAGAAGAUGCGUGGGGGCAAUUGUUCCCACAGCAAGAAACUGAACGCCUGGAGUCAAUCCAGGAACGGGCAGAGCAGAUAGAGGUAGACAAUAACCCAGUGGAACAUAUUCCUGAUCUGGCUGGGGGUAUAGAGCAGGCUAAGGUAACUAAGUGCAACAAUUUAAGUAGAAGCGAGGGAUUGGCAUUAUGCAGGUCUUUAAAUGAUGACCAGAUGCGUGUGUUAAACAAGGUCCAUCAGUGGUGCGUUGUUAAAGCAGCAGGUAGAAACCCAGACCCCUUUUAUGUGUUUGUAACAGGUGGUGCUGGCGUUGGAAAAUCGCAUUUAAUCAGAGCGAUUCAAUACGAGGCCACAAGGUUAUUGUCACCAAUGUGUCGACAACCUGACAAUAUCAGUAUUUUGUUGACUGCACCAACAGGGAUUGCUGCAUAUAAUCUGCAUGCAACCACCCUGCACAGUACAUUUAGCAUAGGGAAAGAUGUUCGCCUCCCUUAUGUGCCAAUAGGUGAAGAAAAGCUAAACACAUUGAGAAUGAAAUAUUGUGAUCUCCAAAUCUUGAUAAUUGAUGAAAUUUCUAUGGUGGAUCACAAUAUGCUCACUUAUGUGCACGGGCGACUUCGCCAAAUUAAACAGACAGGCAUUCACACUCCAUUUGGAAAUGUGAGCGUCAUGGCAGUGGGGGAUUUUUAUCAGUUGCCUCCAGUGAAAGGAAAACCGUUAUACAUGGAACCACUUGGAGUUGAUCUUUGGAGCACUCAUUUUAAGGUUGUCAAGUUGACAAAAGUAAUUCGGCAGACAGACGAAGAUUUUGCCGGACUACUGAAUCGAGUUCGGACGCAUCCAAAAGACUCAGACAUGUUGCAAAGUGAUAUCACCACUUUGAAACAGCGAGAAACUGGCGAAGAAUGCUCAGGUUUGCAUAUAUUUGCCACAAAUAGCCAGGUCAAUGAGCACAACUUUGAGCAGCUGCAAAGAACAUGUCCAGAUUACCAUGUAAUACAGGCUCAGGAUUAUAUAAACAACUCAAAAACAGGCAAACUGGAAUUGAAAAAAGGCUAUCAUACACUAACAUAUAACACUUGUUUAGAUGCAAAAUUGUUAUUGGGUACUGGCUCUCGUGUCAUGUUGACAAAAAAUUUAGAUUUGGCUGACGGCUUGGUUAAUGGUGCAUGUGGCACAGUAACAGAUGUAGUUUGUGUUGAAAAUGAAAAGUUUCCUCAGUGUAUUUUUGUGAAAUUUGAUGAUGAAGUAGUUGGUGUUGAGAGGAGGAAACAGUCAGGAAGGGUGUCAGAUCAUCUUGUUGGUUCCACGGCUAUUACACCGGAGGAAGAAAGAGUGACAAAGAAGGGAGGUAUGCGCCGUCAAUUUCCGCUUCGUCUCGCCUGGGCCUGUACUGUACACAAAGUACAAGGCCUCACAGUUGAUACAGCCAUAGUCAGUAUGAAAAAGGUGUUUUCUGCUGGUCAGGCUUACGUGGCUUUAAGUCGUGUCAGGACUCUUAUGGGAUUGAUCAUUCAAGAUUUCAAUCCCAAAAAAAUCUAUUGUCGGCCAGAAAUCGCUCAGGCCACUUCAAGGAUGGCUUCGUUCCUAGAACCUAUCACCUGGCAAGGGAGAGUGGAGGACACUUUGACAGUGUUCCUCAUGAAUGUUCAGGGUUUGAGACGCCAUGUGUCUGACUUGGCUCAGCACACACAGCAUUUGCAGCCAGAGUGCAUUGCUGUGACUGAGACGUGGUUGCAUCCAGGUUGUUCCUCUGAGACACUCAAGAUAGCCAACUACUCUCUGCAUAGUUGUCCACGAGCUCUGGCAUAUGAUGGUCAAACUGCCCCAUUUGCCUCUUUGCAGGCAAAAGAACAUGGGGGAGUUGCAAUGUAUUGUGAUGGAAUUAUGCAGUUUGCAAUCAUCAAGGUGCCUUGUUUCAAUGUGGAAUGUUUGGUGUACCACUGCAUAAACCUCAACAUUUUCCUUACAGUCAUAUAUCGGCCUCCAACCUACCCCAUGACACUAUUCAAACAAAAUAUUAUCAAAUUACUCCAAUGGCUGGAACAAAUUGGCAAAAACAUUAUUGUCAUGGGAGAUUUCAACGAUGACAUAUUGAAGGCAUCUUCAAUUUGCAAAUUUUUCCAAGAUAGAGGUUAUGAUCAGGUGAUCACCCAGCCUACCACAGAGCGAGGCACUUUGAUUGAUCAUGUUUAUGUGAGAGGGGGCAUUUUCCACACACAAGCUGAAGUAAUGCCUUCAUAUUUUAGCGACCAUGAAGGUAUUUACUGCAGCUUUAAAAUUUGUGAUUAA
Xyrichtys novacula (pearly razorfish) is the source of this 7164-nucleotide messenger RNA. The record is from the annotation of a GenBank genome assembly. Lineage: Eukaryota; Metazoa; Chordata; Actinopteri; Labriformes; Labridae.